Ambispora leptoticha is the source of this 260-nucleotide messenger RNA. NCBI's taxonomy places the organism in Eukaryota, Fungi, Glomeromycota, Glomeromycetes, Archaeosporales, Ambisporaceae. The record is from the annotation of a GenBank genome assembly.
AUGACAAUAACCCCUCCGAGGCCUUCUAUUAUGUCCCCCCAACACCGCCCAAUCCAAGACCUAGCCAAAGGACAUCUAAUUCCAAUCGUCAACGCAAUAAUAGGAGAAACAGAUAUGGUAGGAGAAGAUGAUGACUAUAACGUUGAUGAAGGUAGAUCCUUGGACAAUCUUUCGAGAGAAAACUUAGAAAGACGUAUAAGUAAUGAUGACUGGGACGGUGGUAUAAAUCCUGGUCAGGCCCAAGAAAUGUUAGAUCAAAU